Messenger RNA from Myotis myotis, 1079 nucleotides. RefSeq names its product isochorismatase domain containing 2 (gene ISOC2). NCBI's taxonomy places the organism in Eukaryota, Metazoa, Chordata, Mammalia, Chiroptera, Vespertilionidae. The transcript is spliced from 7 exons. The record is from RefSeq and is a predicted model, not a curated record. The coding region runs from base 250 to 831 and encodes 193 amino acids. Gene Ontology annotation, cellular component: cytoplasm.
UGGAAGGUGAGUGACCCGGACCCACCUGCGGAGGGCGGCGGGCCGGGCUCGAACCCAGCGCCUCCGGGGACGCCCGCCCGGCCCGCGGGAGACCGCGCUUCCCGCCUCCUCGCAGAGCUUCCUUGUCAUCUGUCCUGGCUGCUCAGAACCCCACAGCGUGGAUGUGCCAUAGCUUACAUAACCGUACCCUCAUCUCGGACGGUUAGAGCGACUCGGAGUGGAGGGAGCCGCGUGGGCCGAGGCCAGAACAUGGCGGCUGCAAAGCCCAGCCUGGGCCGGGUCCUCCCUGGGUCGUCCAUCCUCUUCCUGUGUGACAUGCAGGAGAAGUUCCGCCAUGUCGCCUACUUCCCCCAGAUCGUCUCUGUGGCCGCCCGCAUGCUCAAGGUGGCCCGACUGCUGGAGGUGCCAACUGUGCUGACGGAGCAGUACCCGCAGGGCCUGGGCCCCACGGUGCCCGAGCUGGGGGCGGCGGGCCUGCAGCCCCUGCCCAAGACCUGCUUCAGCAUGGUGCCCGUGGCGCGGCAGGAGCUGGACGCGCGGCCGCAGCUGCGCUCUGUGCUGCUCUGCGGCAUCGAGACUCAGGCCUGCAUCCUGAACACAACCCUGGACCUCCUGGAUCGGGGGCUGCAGGUCCACGUGGUGGUGGACGCCUGCUCCUCCCGCAGCCAGGUGGACCGCCUGGUGGCACUUGCCCGGAUGCGACAGAGCGGCGCCUUCCUCUCCACCAGCGAAGGCCUCAUUCUGCAACUGAUCCAGAAGAUCAUCAAGGAGCCCGCCCCGGACAGCGGGCUGCUCGGCCUCUUCCAAGGCCAGAACCCCCUCCUCCGCUGAACCCCGCUCGGCCCCGCGGGGAGACCUCCCUCCUGCCUGUCACCGGCCUGGGGGGAAGCGCUUUCCCCGUCCUUGGGUCCCUAGAGUGGUGCAGUCCACCGGGAGCGCCGCCCCUCGGGAGGGGAGGCGGGUGCUGCCUUGCUAUUGGGCGGCAGCUCCCGGAAAUGCAAAUGAGCUCCUGGCAGCCGAUGGCCGUUGGCUGGGCUGAGCUGGGGGCGGGGCUCGGCCCCGGGCCCCUUCAAGGGUUG